UUUAAGGUUGCCUAGCAACGUUAGUUCGCUGUUGUAUCAGGGACCGUCUAUAGUGGUCCAAUGCAGAACGCUGGAAGUGAGGAAGGGAGCUCCAGCCAAGAUGAGAAAGACCCCUAUCCACAGGAAGUGCUUUACAGUACAGCAGGAGAAGGUGGAGCGACUGUCCCACCUGCCCAAGAGAAUUCAGGAUCAGAGCCUGAAGUCGUGGCCUACCGGCCUGUCCCUGACAUCAGCGAUGCCGCUACUAAUUCAGUGGAAGAAAAUGUUGCUCAGGUACUGCUGACAUCUCACCUCUCAAAUCUGAACAUAUCAGAAGACAUGGAGGAUCAGGAGCCACUGCUGGAGGAGGAGGAGGAGGAGGAGUUCGUUGUUCUCGACCCUGAGCAUCCCCUGAUUAGAAGGCAACAAGCUACUCUCAGCAACCAGCUCAGCAAGCAGCUGGAGAGGAUCAACCUGGCACUGAAGGAAAAGAUGGCAAUGGAGAAGGGAGAUACCAGCCAUACACAGGAGAAAGGUGUUGAGAUGUUCAGGAUUCAGGAGCAACUGGCUAGGCUCUAUAACAAGCUGGAAGACCGUAAUCAGACCAAGACACAGGCUGAAGCCAAACAUUGGCAAGCGCAGGUUCAGGUGGAGGCAGUGAAGAGCCAGUAUUCCAGUGGUACCAGCCAGGACACCAAAGCCAAAGCCAGUGUGUCCCAGCUACAGGCAGAGAUUGACAGCCUAAUGCUGAACCUUGUCUUCAUGCAAGGAGUCAGUGAAGAUCUGCGUUCUAAUGUCAAAACCAUGAAAAAUGCCAGACACAAAGCAGGAGUCAAGAAGACCCAGGCUGAAGAGCAGAAACUGAAGCAGGAUUUAUACAUAGACCGUCUAACAAAGAACACGGAGAGGCUAACACAGCAGAUAGCCAUGUAUGAGGCCCAGGCCAGUGCUCAAGCAGAGGAGACACAGGCAGCCAAAGAAGCCCUCUUCGAGGCUAAGAUGGAAAUGGAGUCUCUGAUGCUGGCACAAAAACAACUGCUGCAGCAGUGGAACAGCAGCCUGUUGGGCUUGAGGAGACAAGAUGAGGCUUUCAGUGCGAUGCAGGAGGCCCUGCGCGAGGUCAAGCAUCAGGUGAUCUUACUUGACAGAGAGGUUGAAGGCUACAAGAAGUCCACCACUGAGGAGCAGGAGCAAAAUGAGACAUUGACUAUGCAGCUGAACUGGUCCGAAAUGGACUUUGCCACCUCCAAAAAGCUGAUCACACAGAAGCAGUCCCAGCUAGAGGCCUUGCAAGCCCACUACAGCACCUGCCUUCGUACUUUGAGGGAGACAGAGCGCACCCUCGCCAGGCUCACAAAGGAAACCACCACCCUCCAGGCAGAAGUGAAUGAUCAGAGGAAACAGCGGGAGAAAGAGAACGCUGUGCGUCUGGAGUUGGAGGACAAGAUAAUGACCUACAUGCAGCAGAAGCUCACCCGUAACAAGGCUGCCGAGCACUCCCAACGGCUUAUCAGCAAGAUAGGCAAACUUAAGAAUGAAAAGAUCUCUCAGUUGCGGCAGUGGGAGAACGAGGUGGUGGCAGUGGGACUGCAGAGCAGUGAGAUUGGCCAACAUCUGGAUAGCCUGGCCCUCCCCCAGGAAGCCCUAGAUGUGAAAAUCACAGAGUACGACAAGUUACUGACAUCCAAACAGGCUACGAUUUCUUCCUUUGUUACACUCAUCGGGCAGAAGCAGGCCAUCAUCGUCAGCUACAACAGAAAGAUCUCUCAAAUCGCAGCCAGCACUGGGCCUGAAGACCUGAGUCCUCUGCAAAUCAAAAUAGAGGCUUUGAUAGCUCAGGAUGAGGAGCUGGCAGCGAAUAUCCAGUGUGACCAGCAGCUUUGGAUGAAGAGCCAGGGGACUCUAGUAGGACUGACUCAGGAUAUAGAGGCCAACAGCAAGAAAAUGCUCAAACUAGAGACAGAGUACACUGGCAUGCAGCAGAAGAAAAUUAGAUUAGAGAGUCAGAUUAAAGCAGAGCACGGAGAGCAGGCAGAGCUGGAGAAGAACGAGACGAUGCUGAGGGGGGAUUUGCUAAAGCUCAACACACUGCUGAGCGAGAAUAGACAGCUCAGCCAGACGCUGGAGCAGCAGAGUACACUGAUGGAGACAGAGUUCCUUCACAGACAUAAGGUGGCAGAGUGGGAGUAUAUUGACAUGACAAUGACACUUGAGAAGACCCAGGAGGAAACAGAAAGACUCCUCAACAGUCUGGUGGAGGCUGAACGACAGAUAAUGCUGUGGGAGAAAAAGAUCCAGCUUUUAAAAGAGACUCGUUCAGCUGUGGACUCAGAUGUGGGCCAGGGAGAGAUCCAGAUGAUGAAGGCUGAGAUGCACCGUAUGGAGGUGGGGUUCAACCAGUUGAUGAAGCAGCAAGAGCAGCUGCUGAGAGAGAGUGAAGCAACAGUGGCAAGGAGGGAGACUAUUGUCCUUCGUAGGGAGGCCAUGGUCCACACCUCCCACAAACAAACAACAAAAGGCGAGCUGAGCCGCUUCAUACAGGGCCUGCAGCGCAAGAUCCAGGACACACACAAGCAUGUGACAGAAUGUGAGCAGGUGAUUAGGGAGAUACAGGAGAGCCAGGUGAAUCUGAACAACAGGCUUAAGCAAAAGAAGCAGCAGCUGAUAGAACUGCAUGGCACCAGCUAUGCCCUUGACCCUGAGUUUGGAAAUCUCCACGAUACGAAAGACAGGAAUAUAGCCCAUUUGGUGGCCCUACAGGGCCAAAACAAGAAGCUGCAGGGCGUGCAUGAGGGCAGCUAUCAAACCUCAUCCACCAGCGAGUCUGUGGAAGCUGCUCUACAAAGCCAGAUGGAGCGUGUGCACGCUGCUAUCGCCAUCUUGCAUCACGUGUGUGAGGAGUUCCCCCAGCACCAGGGUGCACUUUGCAGGCUGUCGCUAGCAUUGGCAGUGCGCACACAGGCCCUGGAUCAGGAGACAUCCUCAGUGUGAGGGGAUAAUAUAGGCAGACAGCGGCUGCCCCCGAGCUGUAGGAGACUGUGGCGUAGAGCAGAUGGCCCCCCUCGCUGGUGUGUGGGUCUCCAGCCUGGAUGGAGGGGCUGCUGACACUGUAGAUGUUCUCCUCAUGCUGAUUGAUUCUCCAUGCAGAGACAUCAUCCUGCAGACAGGAAGUGAUUGAGCUAUGUAACAUGGAUUUAACCAUCUGAAUCUGGAUUAGAACUGGGGACCAGUGUGUGUGGGCAUUUGGGCCUCUCUCUCUGGUUACUGCAGUGUGCAUGCUGUCAGAUGGACAUGAAUGAUGGGUGCAAUUCUUUUACCCAGUCCCAGCUGUGAUUCUCAGUGUAUAUGUUGCUAAGCUGCUGUUUUGAAUAAAGGCCUUGUAAACUCAAACAUGCACAUAACACAUAGAAAGAUUUCCCAUCAUAUUGUGCUGCUUGUCCCAAUGUUGCUGGAACAAAUACACAAUGAGCAUUAGCUCUUACAAACCAUACCAGCAUAAAUAACACAAUGCAGGCUGAUAAUUUGUUUCCAUUUUCUCUGACUGCACGUCAGAUAAUGAUUGGUUAGAUAAUAUUAUUGCAGAGCCAUACUUCAGAUCACUUACUUUUUGCUAUAUUGUGUUGUGGUAGUGGGAACGGGGCAGGACCCAAUAAAGAUGUCUGGAGACCGGAGAGUAGCUUCAAAGAAUUCUUUAUUUCAUGCAUGGAGAGAAGUCAUGCACAGCUUGCAGUUGCACAGAGUUCUCCGAUUAACUGAUAAAGGGGCAGUCCCUUUAUACCAAAGUGAUACAAUACACAUCUAUAAAACUCAUACCAUUAUCUCAUAUCUAACAACUCGCAUACCUUCUCCAGCUGCCUUUGCAACAUCAUAAGUACAACGAGACCUUGAAACUUGGUGAGAUCUCCACACUCCCUUUUCUCCUUACAAUACACAUUCAUGGUGUACUGGAAAUGAAUUUUACUUGCAAUACUCUAACUAUGCAAACUCAACUGAUAAGAUGUUCAAAAUUAAUUAAAGCUAACUGAUAAGCAGUGCAAAAAUGAUUACAGGUCCUGGGACCAUUGGAUUUGCAAGUUUCACAUUGUGUCCU
Monopterus albus (swamp eel) is the source of this 4069-nucleotide messenger RNA. RefSeq names its product coiled-coil domain 40 molecular ruler complex subunit (gene ccdc40). The record is from RefSeq and is a predicted model, not a curated record. Bases 61 to 2970 code for a protein of 969 amino acids. The transcript has 20 exons. Gene Ontology annotation, cellular component: cilium; cytoplasm. Lineage: Eukaryota; Metazoa; Chordata; Actinopteri; Synbranchiformes; Synbranchidae. Gene Ontology annotation, biological process: axoneme assembly; heart looping; epithelial cilium movement involved in determination of left/right asymmetry.